Messenger RNA from Rhinolophus ferrumequinum (greater horseshoe bat), 1588 nucleotides. RefSeq names its product prickle planar cell polarity protein 4 (gene PRICKLE4). Lineage: Eukaryota; Metazoa; Chordata; Mammalia; Chiroptera; Rhinolophidae. The transcript is spliced from 8 exons. The coding region runs from base 359 to 1555 and encodes 398 amino acids. Gene Ontology annotation, molecular function: zinc ion binding. The record is from RefSeq and is a predicted model, not a curated record.
CAGCCGGCAUAAACAAGGCUUCCUGGUGUUUGCUCGGCGCGCGCGCAGGGCCGCGAUCCAGGCACUGACCCCCUGGCAGUGGGGUGUGGCAGGGCGGUGGAGCCUGCACACUUUCCAGCGCGGGAUCCCACAAACGCUUUCCUCGUCUGCAGCCCAGGCCCCUCCCGGAGCCGUCCUGCUCUACCAACCCCGGAGGGGCGGGAGCGGGUCGCGGGGGCCGUGGCAGAGCCUGGGCCGCGCUCUCCUGGAGGGCAGAGGCGGGCGCUGAACCUCGGGGUGGGGACUGAGUGAGGGGCCGACGGCGGGGUCCGUCCAGAACGUCCCGGACACCGGCGCGCGGCGAGGGAAACCUGACCCCAUGGACAGAACGGGAAGGAAGCAGACUUUGCCACCAAUGUCGGUGAUGAACUCUGGCUGGCCCCACCGCGGGGAGAGCCUCACCGCUCAGGAGCCAGGUCCUCCAGAGAACUUAGACAGUGACCCAGGCCACCUGCCAGAGGAAGACCCCGAGGAGACUCCUGCUCAGAAUCCUGAAGUUCUGAGCUUGGGGCUCACUAUCCUGGACACCAACCGAGUCCCUACCUGGCCUGGGCUUCGGACUCUGCUGCAGCAGCUCCCUCCACAGGAUAUCGAUGAGCGAUACUGCCUGGCCCUUGGGGAGGAGGAGCUGGUAGAGCUGCGGCUCUUCUGUGCCCAGCGGAGGCGAGAGGCCCUCGGACAGGGGGCGGUGCGCCUGGUACCUCCCAGGCUAGAAGAAUGCACCUGUGAGAAGUGCAGGGACCAGCUGAGGCCAGGGGAAUACGGAGUAUUUGCAGCCCGGGCAGGAGAGCGACGCUGCUGGCACCGGGCUUGCUUUGCCUGCCAGGCCUGUGGCCAAGCCUUGAUAAACCUCAUCUACUUCUACCACAAUGGGCAUCUCUACUGCGGCCGUCAUCAUGCUGAGCUGCUGAGGCCACGCUGCCCUGCUUGUGACCAGCUGAUCUUCUCCCCGCGCUGUACCGAGGCUGAAGGACAGCGCUGGCACGAGAACCACUUCUGCUGCCAGGACUGCGCUGGGCCCUUAGGCGGGGGACGUUAUGCCCUGCCCGGGGGCGGCCCCUGCUGCCCUACCUGCUUUGAGAGUCGCUAUCCGGAUGCCCGCUCGAGCCCGGCCGGGACACUGGAAGGGAGAGUGUCCCUUGGGGAGGCGGGGCUCGACAGAGUUGAAGGAGGGGAUCGCGCCCCACUGCACGCCGCUACAGUCUCCGGAGCAGCCCUUCUCGCCGCUGCCGCCAGCUCCAGUCGAGAAACCCAGAGCGGGGUGCAUGGAUCCAUCCCGGAGCAGGACAGCCGAGCUGGGGACAAGGCUGAGGAACCCAAAGGGCGGGAGCAGAGCCCCCUGGAGACUCUCCUUGGUCCGAAGGAGGACUCUCCGUGCCCCAGCUGCUCUUCUUCCUCUGACUCAGAACCCGAAGGAUUUUUCUUAGGCCAGCGCCUUCCCGGGCCCUGCAAGAGCCCCGGAAGCCCCCAAGCUGGGGACAUCGAUACCUCCAAGAAACAUUGCAUCAUUUGCUAGUGGCGCGGCCCGGAGAAGGGGGAGUCGGGGGGG